GCCAGUUGCUUAUAACAACACAGAACACUUCAUCUAUCCCCUCUGAAAGCUCCUUUGCCUCUCACAUCUCAGUGAGUGUGGGCAUGGCGCCCACAGAUGCCUGUUGCUUUUUAGCAAAGGUCUCUGGGAUCAGACAACAAGGAGUUGAAGAUAAAGUCGCGAAGGCAUUAGAUUACCAGCCCCUCGCGUUGGCCAGUGCAGGUGUGUACGUCAAAAAGAUUCGUGAGAGUAAAAUUGAUAGAAACUUCGGAUGGAAGGAGUAUUUAGGAAAGCUUAACAAAGGUUUGCGAACCCUUACUGAAAAAGAACUCACACAAACUAAUCAGAGCUACAGAAAAUCCAUGACUGUGGCAACAAGGAUGGCCAUUGAAGGAGUUAUCAACGAUGAUAGUGUUGUGAAAAGCACCUUUACUUUCUUCUCGUUUUGUUCACCUGAACCCUUGCAUCUGGACAUCGUUACGAAUUACAUUUUGAGUGAAGAGAAACAUUUGGAGAGAGAAGAAGUUGCUCUUCAGAUCCAAGGUUACUCACUUCUUAUGUUCGAAGAAAGACAAAAUGGAGUCUUUGUUAAAGUGCAUCAAGUUGUGCAUGAAGUCAGCAAAUCUGUGAUCAUCGACUGUCGGGGACCUGAUGAACACGUUCAAAUUGUUACACUAGCUGUAAAGUCAUUCAACCAAUUCUUAGACACUCGCCUUCCACGCACUUGGUACGACUUAGACUCUAAAAGUGACAGUAAGCAUCUCAUUCCACAUUUGAACUUGUUUGCUGUAGAAGUUGAAAAUGUUUUCCUUCACAAAGAUAAAUUUCAAGUUUUCAAGGAGGGUUUUUCCAAAGAUUCCAGAGCGGUGAAAUAUUUCAGAAGACUAGGAGAAAUCUGCUGGAAUCACCACGAAUUUGUGAGCGCAAAACGUUUUUGCGACUCAGCUUUGAAAGUGGUCGAAAUGAAUGAAGGCUUCGUCGGUGUAGAUCAUGCUGAUAUAUGUAGCCUAUUAGGCAUGAUCCUUCUGAAAAUGGGUGAACUACAACAUGCAAAAGAGAAUUCUCAACGUGCUUUAAAAAUCAAGCAAAAAGAGCUUGGACCCGAACAUGUUGACCUGGUAAAUACCUAUAAUUGCUUAGGUCUUGUUCAGCGCAGAAUGGGUGACCUGCAAAAUGCCAAGAAGAAUCAUGAACGUGCUCUGGACAUUCAGCUAAAACAUCUCGGACCCGAGCAUGUUGAUCUGGUUAAUACAUACCUUCAUCUAGGAAAUGUACAGUUCGAGUCAGGUGACUUGAAUCAGGCCAUGGAGUUUUACAAUCGUACUUUGAACAUCCAGGUGGAGAACCUCGGCCAGGAUCACAUUUUUGUGGCGGUUUCAUUUACUACCAUGGGUACAGUGCAAAGUAAAUUGGGAAACUUCCAACAGGCCAAGGAGUAUUAUGAAAAAGCUCUACAAAUUUGGUUGAAAAAGCCUGGACCCCAACAUGUGAAUGUCGCGCGUACUUACUCUGGCUUGGCUAAAGUACAGCGUAACUUGGGUGACCUGCCCCAGGCCAAGCAUUAUUGUGAACUUGCCCUAAAUAUUGAAAUGAAAAAGCUUGGACCCGAGCACGUCGAUGUCGCAGUUACUUACUCCAACUUGGCUGAUGUACAUUGGAAAUUGGGUGACUUGCAAGAGGCCAAGGAUUAUUAUGAACGUGCUCUGAACAUUCUUUUGAAAAACUUUGGACACAAGCAUGUUGAUGUCGCGUAUAUUUACCAUAACCUGGGUAAUGUGCAGUAUGACUUAGAUGACCUUCAACAGGCCAAGGCUUUUUAUGAACGUGCUCUAGAAAUUAAGUUGAAAAAGCUUGGACCCGAGCAUGUUGAUGUCGCACCUACUUACUCAAGUCUGAGUAAUGUGCAGCGUGACUUGGGUGAUCUGCAUCGGGCCAAGGAGUGUUGUGAACGUGCUCUAAACAUUCGACAGAAAAAGCUUGGUCCCGAGCAUGUUGAUGCCCAGCGUACUCGCAAUCAGUUACGUAAUUUGCAGUCUGCCUUGGACGGCCUGCAACGCGGCAGGGAACGUCACGAACGGAGAAAAUACUGCGUAAUUUCUUAAUGAUAUUCUUAUCACGACAGUUUGGGGGAGACAAACAACGAAAAAUUUGUAACAUAAAGUUUUAGAUGUAAGCGUGGAUGAAUUUAAUGUAAAACCCUAAUGAAUGUUCUUGUAAGUAAGAAAACCCUUGGUGGUGCAAUUCCGUUGUUAAUUUCCUCAAGUGACAUGUCGUAGUUCAGUGAAGCAGUUUGCGAAAGAGCAUUUACAACCUUGUGUCUCUGUAAAACAUAUUUUAGGACCUGACCAGAGAUAAGGCAAAUAAUCAUAAUGAAGGAAAUCUGCGUGUAACUAAGUGUUUUUUUUAACAGAAGUGCUUUCAGGACAAAACUAGACGUGUAAAUAUAGUUAAUCUGAUACGCUAUUCGUUGAAACGAACAUGACAAUUAGUCUAUCUAACACAACGAAUAUAUGAAAUUGUGCGAGGAUCGUGCACAAAUGAAUUAGUCUAUCUGUUCAGGGAACGAUAGUUUCUUAUAUAAUGAUAAUAAUAAUAAUAAUAAUAAU
Stylophora pistillata is the source of this 2585-nucleotide messenger RNA. RefSeq lists its product as uncharacterized. Gene Ontology annotation, molecular function: protein binding. The record is from RefSeq and is a predicted model, not a curated record. NCBI's taxonomy places the organism in Eukaryota, Metazoa, Cnidaria, Anthozoa, Scleractinia, Pocilloporidae.